AUGGAGGUUUUGACAAUUAUGCUAGUCCUUGUCUUGAGUCUCUUUUGUUGUUUCUGGUGGCGAUCUGCCACUUUGGGUGGGAAAAAAAACCUCCCACCAGGACCUCCAGGUUGGCCUAUUGUUGGCAACCUGGGUCAAGUCAUUCUUCAGAAACGUCAAUUUAUAUUUGUGGUACGUGACUUACGUGCCAAGUAUGGUCCGAUCUUCACCUUGAAGAUGGGACAACGAACCCUAAUUGUCGUCACAAGUUCUGACCUUAUCCAUGAAGCCUUGGUUCAAAAGGGAGCGAUUUUUGCAACUCGGCCACCCCACUCCCCUAUUCGUCUACUAUUUAGCGCUGAAAAAUGUGAGAUGAACUCGGCCAAUUAUGGCCCGUUUUGGCAGUCCCUCCGACGGAACUUUGUGUCAGAGUUGAUGAACCCUACACGUAUUCGACAAUGUAGUUGGAUUAGGAAAUGGGCGUCUGAAGAACAUUUGAAAAGGGUAGAAUCUGAAAAUUCACAACAUGGAUUUGUUGAGGUGAUGAGUAAUUGUAGGUUCACAAUUUGUAAGAUUUUGAUAUGUUUAUGUUUUGGUGCAAAAAUUUCGAAAGAAAAAAUCAAGAAUAUAGAGAGGAUACUUGAGGAUGUGGCAUUGCUCACCAUGCCAAAACUAGUGUAUUUCAUGCCGGUUCUUCUUCCACUUUUCCGUCAUCAAAUGGGGGCUGCAAAGGAGCUGAGGCGGAAGCAAAAAGAGUGUUUGGUGCCAUUGAUAAGAGCAAGAAGAGCAUUCCUAGAUAGUCACAUGAAAAACCCGAGUAUUGAUCAACAUGAUCACAAACCGGAUGGUUUGGAAAUGGUGAGCCCGGCUGGUGCUGCUUAUAUUGACUCGCUAUUUAGUCUUAAUCCAGACGGUCGGGGGCUAUUUAGUGAGGAGGAGCUUGUGACCCUGGUUUCAGAAGUUAUUACUGCCGGUACAGACACCAGUGCCACUACAGUUGAAUGGGGGAUGUUUCAUUUGGUAACGAAUCAAGAAAUCCAAGAAAAAGUCUACCAAGAAAUAGUAUCCAAAGUUGGUGUAGAUGGUGUGGUUCAAGAGAAUGAUAUAGAAGACAUGGUGUAUUUAACUGCAUUUGUUAAAGAAACCUUCAGGUGUCACCCACCAACCCAUUUCACACUCUCACACGCAGCUACUCGGCCAACGGAGCUUGAUGGAUAUACGAUUCCAUCUGAUGUGAACGUGGAGUUCUACACGGCUUGGGUGACAGAGGAUCCGGAGUUGUGGGAUGCCCCACAAGAGUUUAGACCAGAGAGAUUUUUGAACGGCGGUGAUGGGGCAGAUGUGGACGUUACUGGGAAGAUUGGAGCACUGAAGAUGCUACCAUUUGGUGCAGGCCGGAGAAUUUGUCCGGCCUGGAGUUUGGGUACGUUGCAUGUUAAGAUGUUGAUAGCCAGUAUGGUUCAUGCAUUUAAGUGGCUACCGGACCCGGGUAACCCGCCUGACCCGAGUGAGACCAUGGCUUUAACUGUGGUGAUGAAGAAUCCUCUCAAGGCGACCAUUUUGGCAAGGCACAAAACUUAA
Molecule: messenger RNA, 1560 nt
Organism: Erigeron canadensis
Lineage: Eukaryota; Viridiplantae; Streptophyta; Magnoliopsida; Asterales; Asteraceae
Product: cytochrome P450 77A1-like
Exons: 1
Coding region: 1-1560 (519 amino acids)
Molecular function (GO): monooxygenase activity; heme binding; oxidoreductase activity, acting on paired donors, with incorporation or reduction of molecular oxygen
Source: RefSeq, a predicted model, not a curated record